AUGGCAGAAAACCAAAAGGCCUGGUGGCAGCAAUGGACUGACACCACCAACGUCAAAAAUUUGAGCAGCUUGAGGAACACAUAUGACCCCUUCACCCACCACGAUGAGCAAGUGCUCAUCAACCGCCUGGACAUCACAAGUCGGAAGGAUGCCUGGGACAAGGAGGAGUUCAUCACUCAAAUGUACGUCAAACACUUGUUGCGACAUCCGACCUUCCAGACGAUUCUGGCCCUGCUGCUGGUGACCAACGCCAUCACCAUUGCUCUCCGGACCAGCUCCUACCAUGGCCAGAAACACUAUGAGUUAUUCUCUACCAUAGAUGACAUUGUGCUAACCAUCCUUAUCUGUGAGGUUCUCCUAGGCUGGCUCAAUGGCUUCUGGAUUUUCUGGAAGGACGGUUGGAAUAUCCUCAAUUUCGUUAUUGUCUUUGUCUUGCUCCUGGGGUUCUUCAUUAAUGAACUCAAUAACAUUGCUGUCACCUACACGCUCAGGGCGCUUCGGCUGGUACACGUGUGCAUGGCGGUGGAGCCCCUGGCCCGGAUCAUCCGUGUCAUCAUACAGUCGGUGCCUGACAUGGCCAAUAUCAUGGCCCUCAUCCUUUUCUUCAUGCUGGUGUUCUCUGUGUUUGGAGUCACACUCUUUGGCGCAUUCGUGCCCAAGCAUUUCCAGAACAUGGGGGUUGCCCUGUACACCCUCUUCAUCUGCAUAACACAGGAUGGCUGGCUGGACAUCUACAGGGACUUCCAGAUGCAGAGGAGAGAGUAUGCAAUGGAGAUAGGGGCUGCCAUCUACUUUGCCAUCUUCAUCACUGUCGGUGCCUUCGUCGGUAUCAACCUGUUUGUCGUUGUGGUGACUACCAAUCUGGAACAAAUGAUGAAGACAGGAGAGCAGAACAAAGAGCGUCAAAUAAUCUUUAGCGAGAAUGUGGAAGAAGAUGAGAACUGGGAUGACGAAUUGCCACUUGUGCACUGUGCAGUGGCCCAGAUGGAGAAACCUGCCCCCCAGGAACCACUUGUAGGGGGCGCCCUGCCAAGCCUCACAGAAAACACAUGUGACAACUUUUGCUUGGUGCUUGAAGCAAUACAGGAGAACUUGAAGCAGUACAAACAGAUCCGAGAUGAGCUCAACAGAAUCGUGGAGGAAGUACGCUCCAUCCGCUACAACAAGGAGCAGGAAGAGGAGUUGUUACGCAGACACAUGUCUACAAGUCUGUCAUCACUGAGUGGGUCCUCAGUGGACACACGAGGCUUAGCUACCCAGCAAGACUUGUUCUCAGCACUGCUUGACAGGGAAAAGGUUUAUGAAUCGACCACAAAUACAAUGCUUAGCAAACACAAGUUCAACCACUGA
Dipodomys spectabilis (banner-tailed kangaroo rat) is the source of this 1350-nucleotide messenger RNA. RefSeq names its product cation channel sperm associated 4 (gene Catsper4). Lineage: Eukaryota; Metazoa; Chordata; Mammalia; Rodentia; Heteromyidae. The record is from RefSeq and is a predicted model, not a curated record. Gene Ontology annotation, molecular function: voltage-gated calcium channel activity; calcium-activated cation channel activity. Gene Ontology annotation, biological process: sperm capacitation; transmembrane transport; sodium ion transport. The transcript is spliced from 11 exons. The coding region runs from base 1 to 1350 and encodes 449 amino acids. Gene Ontology annotation, cellular component: acrosomal vesicle; sperm principal piece; membrane.